AUUCAGUGAUGACUCAUGUCAUGAAAUGGGAAGUAUCAAUAAAUACUCCCAACUUCUUCCAUCUCUUUUCGCUUCUUCGUCUUCUUACGCGGUUUCAUGACUAUGCACUCAUUUUCUUUUCUUAUGGGUGGCCUUCAUAUAUUAUAUAAUACCAUCAAAGUAUUAGCUCUGAUUUACAAUUAACGUGUACUCAGUUAUCUUCCUCCAGGAUUUUCAGUGGAGAAAGCGAAACCCGAGACUUGGAGCUAAAUUUGGGCGUGAACUGAGGUGGGGGUGUUGAUCGGAAUGGAUUCCGCGGCUGUAUUCUCGUCGUUGAGGCGGCGGAGGUCUCCAUCGCUGGAGGCGUUCUUGGCCCCGCUAGAUCUGGAGGACAGGGCGUUGGUGAAGGCGGUAGCUGCCUUGGCUAAGGAGCUGAUUUCAUCGUUUCCCGGCAAAGUUGAGCCGGCUUACCAGCGUAAGAAUUCCAAAAUUCUGCUCCGGAAGAUACGAAUUCUCUCAGUAGCCAUGGAAUGGCUCGGAGACAACAGAGGUUCAUCCAGAUAUCCUUCUAAUGCUUUUAUGUGCUUCAAAGAGUUGUACCUUAUACUUUACCGCUCUAAAAUACUACUGGAUUACUGUGUGCAUUCAAGUAAACUGUGGCUCUUGUUGCAAAAUCACUCCAUUUCGGGUCAUUUCCUCGAUCUGAACCAAGAGAUUUCUACACUCUUGGAUGUCUUGCCGAUACAGUGUUUGAACCUGCCUGACGAUGUGAGGGAACAAGUAACAUUGUUGCAAAAACAAUCCAAAAAAUCCAUUCUUUUCAUCGACAAGCAGGAUGAACUCUUGAGGUUAAAGCUGUACUCAUUCUUGAACGAGUUUGAGAAGGGUAAAAUCCCAGACUCUCGUGAAUUAUACUCAUUGUACGUGGAGAAGUUGGAGAUUCGGGAUGCCAGGAGUUGCAGGUUUGAAAUUGAGUUCCUGGAGGAACAGGUUAUGAAUCAUGAAGGAGAUAUUGAUCCAACGGCGUCUGUGUUAAGCGGGUUUGUGGCAAUGACCCGAUACUCCAGCUUCUUGCUGUUUGGAUUUGAGGAGGAGCAUGAUGAUGAGGAACUGGGUGGAAGUCAUUCUAAGCACUACUACUACAGUCUAGGAUCCAUCUCCCAAGAAAUCCGCCCUGAGACAUUUGGUUUUUCAUCAGCUCCAAAGGAUUUUUGCUGUCCCAUUUCAUUGGAUUUAAUGAAGGACCCAGUCAUCAUUGUAUCCACCGGGCAGACGUAUGACCGCCCUUCCAUACUUAGGUGGAUGGAGGAGGGGCACUGCAACUGCCCGAAGACCGGACAAACUCUUGUCCAUACCCACCUUGUGCCCAACAGGGCUCUCAAGAAUUUGAUCACCCAGUGGUGUGCUGCCCAUAGAAUUCCAUAUGACAACCCACCCGAGACGGGAGAAUCAUGCAGUGGAGAAGGCUUUGGGGCAGUUUCACCAGGAAGGGCGACAUAUGAAGCCAAUAAAGCCACCGCAGCCCAUCUAAUAAAACAGCUUGGAGAAGGAACCCAGAAAGCCAAGACCAUUGCUGCCCGGGAGAUCAGAUUGCUAGCGAAAACGGGAAAGGAGAACCGAGCCUACAUUGCCGAGGCCGGAGCAAUCCUUCUCCUGAAGAAUCUGCUCUCUUCUCCUGAUUCGGUCGCUCAAGAGAAUUCCGUGACCGCCAUUCUCAAUCUGUCUAUUCAUGAAAAGAACAAAGAGAGAAUCAUGGGCGAGAAGGGCUGUCUAGAGCUGAUUGUUGGGGUUCUCAGGUCCGGGCACACUCCGGAGGCCAGGGAGAAUGCCGCCGCGACUUUGUUCAGCCUCUCGGCCGUUCAUGAUUACAAGAAGAUAAUAGCCAGAGAGGAAGGAGCAGUGGAGGCGUUGGUGGGUCUGUUGAGAGAGGGGUCACCCAGGGGCAAAAAGGAUGCCGUGACUGCUCUAUUUAAUCUGUCCACCCACACGGAGAACUGCGGGAGAAUGAUAGAUUCCGGAGCUGUGAGCUCUUUGGUCAUGGCUUUGGGGACCGAAGGCGUGUCGGAAGAAGCGGCUGGUGCAUUGACAUUGAUUGUGAGGCAGCCGGCUGGGGCAGCGGCAGUCGGACGAGAGGAGCAUGCGGUUUCCGGGCUGAUCGGUAUGAUGAGAUGUGGGAGCCCAAAAGGGAAGGAGAAUGCAGUUGUAGCUCUGCUCGAGCUGUGUCGAGGCGGGGGUGAUGUCGCGGCAGAGAGGAUGUUGAGGGCCCCGGCAUUGGCCAGAUCGCUUCAGUCAUUGCUCUUCACGGGGACGAAACGGGCCAGGAGAAAGGCUGCGUCCCUUGCUAGGGUCUUCCAACGGUGCGAACAACACGGCUCGACUGCAAGGAUGAUGCACUAUGGCGGUGGGUAUGCAUUUGGAGGGGGCACGAACUCGGAUAGGGAUACGAGUUUUGUUGCCACCGAUGUCUCGGUCACGAUUUCCAUUUCUGUGAUAUAAUUAACCGUAGCAUCCAUCCCUGAUCCCUCUGGUACAUGAUCUUCAUUGUUCAAUUCCAUGGGGUGCCCCUUUUCUUUUUGUUUGUAACAUUUAAAAAGAAUUAUUUUAUUUUUUAUCAAUAAGCAGUACAUAUACAAGUUGGGAGUGCCAGGCAUCAACUUCCAAUCAUAGAGACCAAGACUGGUGGUGGAUUUUGUGCAAUUAGUCUUUGUGUGCGCGUUUAUGUGCUGGGGGUGAAGUAUCAACAUAGGCGCUGGUUAUGCAAGUUGUUAUUGGCAGUUAUUAAUGCCCUUUUCUUUUUAUUCUUGAGGCUUCAAUACCCGUUUUGUAAGGUAAAGUUAAACGAAAAUGGAACUGGUCUCAAUUGUUGAAUGUGCUGAAAUGUGGGUGAUAAUGUGAUAUUACCAAUACUUUAUGAAUUAACGAAA
Molecule: messenger RNA, 2903 nt
Organism: Cuscuta epithymum
Lineage: Eukaryota; Viridiplantae; Streptophyta; Magnoliopsida; Solanales; Convolvulaceae
Source: the annotation of a GenBank genome assembly